GAGCACUUCCUGUCACUGGCGGGGAUGUGGCUCUCCAGCGACACUGCUGCGUGAAAAAAUUAGCUGUCUGCAGCCUGUCAGGGACGUUUCUCACGGACUCUCGGAGCCCACAGUGCUAUAAAUAUGGCAGCAGAGUUAUCAACCUCCAUAAACAUCAAGGAGCCCCGGUGGGACCAGAGCACAUUCACCGGGCGAGCGAAGCAUUUCUUCACCGUCACAGAUCCCAGGAACAUCCUUCUGACCAACGAACAACUAGAACACGCGCACAAAGUCAUCACUGACUACAGGAAAGGGAUCGUCUCACCAGGCCUGACAGAGGAUGAACUGUGGAGAGCCAAAUAUGUUUUCGACUCAGCCUUCCAUCCCGACACCGGAGAGAAGAUGAUCCUGAUCGGCCGCAUGUCGGCACAGGUUCCGAUGAACAUGACGAUCACUGGGUGCAUGAUGACGUUUUACAAGACGACCCCAGCUGUUGUGUUCUGGCAGUGGAUCAAUCAGUCUUUCAACGCGAUAGUCAACUACACCAACAGGAGCGGCGAUGCGCCGAUCACAGUCAGUCAGCUUGGCACAGCUUAUGUGUCUGCCACCACAGGGGCAGUUGCCACCGCUCUAGGACUAAAUGCACUAACAAAGCAUGUUUCGCCUCUAAUUGGACGCUUUGUCCCAUUUGCUGCUGUAGCUGCGGCUAACUGUAUCAACAUCCCGCUGAUGAGACAAAGAGAACUUAAACACGGUAUUCCAAUAACGGAUGAAAAUGACAACAGGUUAGGGGAGUCGACAAAAGCGGCACAACAAGCAAUCUCUCAGGUUGUGGUCUCCAGGAUCCUCAUGGCUUCUCCUGGAAUGGCUAUCCCUCCAUUUUUAAUGAAUCAUCUGGAAAAGAAGGCUUUUAUGAAGAGGUUUCCAUGGAUGAGUGCACCUAUUCAAGUCACCCUGGUGGGAUUCUGCCUGGUGUUUGCCACUCCUCUGUGCUGUGCGCUGUUCCCUCAAAAGAGCUCCAUGUCAGUCAGCCGCUUGGAGCCAGAGCUGCAGGAGAAGCUCCGGGCCAGCCACCCAGGGGUGGAGAGAGUGUACUUCAACAAGGGGCUAUGAGCGUGCAGCCUCCUCAUCCAAACACUGCCAUAACGCAGCUGCAGCCCGGGUCCUCGCCUCUCUGCCAGCUCUCCUCAUUCAGUGUGCCAAAGUUAAGUUUUUGUCUCAUUCUCCAUUCAGAUCGAUAUCUGA
This is a messenger RNA of Cololabis saira (Pacific saury), 1224 nucleotides long. It is a transcript of the gene sfxn1, whose product is annotated as sideroflexin 1. The transcript has 11 exons. The record is from RefSeq and is a predicted model, not a curated record. Lineage: Eukaryota; Metazoa; Chordata; Actinopteri; Beloniformes; Belonidae. Gene Ontology annotation, cellular component: mitochondrial inner membrane. Gene Ontology annotation, molecular function: monoatomic ion transmembrane transporter activity. Bases 124 to 1092 code for a protein of 322 amino acids. Gene Ontology annotation, biological process: monoatomic ion transport; serine import into mitochondrion.